CCCUCACCCACUGUGCAGCCGCCCCGCCGUCCAGUCGCUCUGCCGUCCAGCCACUGUUGCCGCCGCCGCAGGUCUUCCAGCCACCGCCCAAUGCCGCCACCGCUGCCCACCACAGAUUGGAGCUCUCGCUCAGUCUUCAGUGGGCAGAUGGAUCUUUCAAUGUAGUUAUUGGGACUCGUUCGCUUCCUCUCUUCUUCGCGCCCCAACCUCCAUCCCGAUGCGUACGUGUAGACACCGCCACCCAUCUGCACACCUCUGUCUCCAUCCAACCAAUGCCGCCAUCCAGCAACAUGAAGGCACUCC
Molecule: messenger RNA, 303 nt
Organism: Cuscuta epithymum
Lineage: Eukaryota; Viridiplantae; Streptophyta; Magnoliopsida; Solanales; Convolvulaceae
Source: the annotation of a GenBank genome assembly